CUCUCCAAUGUUAGGGCACUUCAUAUGAGACACUGCCAGCGUCUAAUUUCAGUAAUUUGACCAACGUCUAGUUUAACCUAAAAGGCUUCAGUCAAAAUCCCUAAUUAAAACAUCCAAUUCACACCUCCUUUUUAGUUUUUAUUUCUCCUCCUCAGGAAUGCCCAUACCUUUUCUUCAUUCAUCAAUCAUAACUACUUCUACUUCUACUUCUAUUGUUUAUUCAACCGAGUGUAACAUAUCUAGGGUUUCCGUCGUCCUGAAAUCCCUGCUCCUCCAGUCCCGCUUUUAUUCGUUCAUCUGGAAGAUGGGUGAUGUGAGGUUAGCCAAUAUGUGGCGCUUAGCUGUGAAUGAGAAGAAAUUUAUUGAGACUGCUUUGCUUUCCGACCUCCGAAUCGACGGUCGUGGCCCAUUUGAAUGUCGUAAACUAUCCAUAGAUUUCGGCAGAGAAGAUGGGUCAUCAGAGGUGCAGCUAGGCCAGACUCGUGUGAUGGGUUUUGUAAGUUCACAAUUAGUUCAGCCUUAUCAAGACAGACCGAAUGAAGGGUCACUUUUAAUAUUUACCGAGUUCUCUCCAAUGGCCGACCCCUCAUUCGAGCUAGGUCGUCCAGUAGAGUCUGCAGUGGAGUUGGGGCGUGUAAUAGAUCGGGGUUUAAGGGAAAGCAGGGCGGUUGACACAGAAUCACUUUGUGUUCUUGCUGGGAAGUUGGUAUGGGCAGUGCGUGUAGAUCUCCUUAUUCUUGAUAAUGGGGGGAAUCUUGUUGAUGCAGCCAAUAUUGCUGCUUUGGCUGCACUCUUGACAUUUCGGCUGUCAGCCUGCACACUUGGAGGAGAAGAUGGUCGGGAAGUGAUUGUGCAUCCGCCUGAGGUCAAGGAGCCCGUUCCUUUAAUGAUACAUCAUCUUCCUAUAGCAGUAACUUUUGCAUUUCUUAGCAGUGAGAGCAUGGUGAUAGAUCCAACCCACCAGGAAGAGGCUGUUAUGGGGGGAAGAAUGACUGCUACACUUAACGCAAGUGGUGAUAUUUGUGCUAUUCAGAAAGCUGGAGGGGAAGGCGUGCUGCAGAGUGUCAUAAUGCAAUGUUUGCGGAUUGCUUCCAAGAAUGCCAGUCUCAUAACAAAGAAGAUAAAUGAAGCAGUUGAAAAAUACAACAAUGAAAGAGCACUACGAAGGAUUAAACGCCACCCUGCUUCUGUUGGUUUGCAUGCUACUGGAGAUGGUGCUCAUUUUGGGUUGUACCAAAAUCUAUCAGCUGUGAAGAAAGAAGAUAUUGAGAUUUCAAGGCUCCAUUUGGAGAGAUUGAAUCCCUUAUCAGAGCAGAACAGCACUAGUCCAUGUGUUGGAGGUGAAACUAAGUCAUCUGAACUAAGUGGAACCACUAGGAAGGAUAUCGGUGCCAUGAAUUCCUUUAGGGGACCCUCAAGUUGGGAUCCUUACUCAAAAGGUGUCAAUCCAGUGUUCUUGAAAGCUUCUUUAUCCUCACGAGGAAGUUCAAUACUCAAUGAAAAACGAAGCGACUUAAAAGGUGAAGAAAUGUCUAGAGAUUCCAAGCAAGAGCAAUCCCUGGAAGAUACUGUGCCAGUUUCCUCAGUUAUUGAUGCAUCACGGACUGAGCAGCCUACCAAUGUACAGAAAACUUUGAAGGAUGCUGUAAAGCCUAAGAACAAGAGAAGAAAGGAGGCAUCAUCCUUUGCUAGCUAGAAUGUUAUGUUUGCACGUAUAUUACUGGUUGAUGCUUUCUUUUGUUUCUUUUAGAAACAGGGAGAGCGAUUGACAACUAAAGUUUAACGGUUGAUACUAGCCCUGGAAUGCUGAACAUCAAAGUGCGAAGAUACAUCUCGGCAACUGCAAUUCAUUCAGCUGUACCAAUCUCCUCACUGAAGAUCACUUUUGCUCCAUUUACUAUAGGUCACUUUGGGCUCUCAAUUUCAUUCCUGAAGCAAAUGUGCUGACAAUUACAUCUCAAGGGGCAACUCUGUAGCAUUUUUGAGAUUUUAACUUCUCACCGUAAAGGUGUUUUUGGUGGAAACUGAGUUACAUCUCAACGGGCAACUCUGUUGAAUGUGAGAUGAAAAUUUUCAUCCGAAACUGGAGUCUUGAAGAUGGUAGAAUUUAAUUUUCCUUUUUCACACUGAUUUGUAUAAGAAUUUUGUUAUUCUAAAUUCAGAUCCUCCAGCUGUCUGUCUUUUGCAA
Molecule: messenger RNA, 2188 nt
Organism: Tripterygium wilfordii
Lineage: Eukaryota; Viridiplantae; Streptophyta; Magnoliopsida; Celastrales; Celastraceae
Product: exosome complex component RRP45A-like
Exons: 12
Coding region: 158-1696 (512 amino acids)
Biological process (GO): TRAMP-dependent tRNA surveillance pathway; exonucleolytic trimming to generate mature 3'-end of 5.8S rRNA from tricistronic rRNA transcript (SSU-rRNA, 5.8S rRNA, LSU-rRNA); U4 snRNA 3'-end processing
Cellular component (GO): nuclear exosome (RNase complex); cytoplasmic exosome (RNase complex)
Source: RefSeq, a predicted model, not a curated record